AAGAAAAUCACAUCGAUCCCACGUUCUCACCCAAAACCGCAUGCAUGACAUGAAGCAACCCAAAGAACAACACCAUUCUCUUCCACUUUUGGGCCUCUCCCAUGAAAGAACAUCGUAGGAAUAAACACAACGCCGUCAUUUCAUGGAGCUCCUUCUUCUGGUUCACCCUUGUGGUUGUUUUCUCCUCCAUCCUCUUCACUUCCCUCACCUUCUCCUCCCUCCGCCCCUUCUACCUCACAGACUCCUUUCAUCCAAAUGCGGCAUUGACAUGGCGAACUCCGGCAAUGCAAGCAAAAUCCGGCUACUCUCCGGAAAAAAUUACAAUCCGGGAGAUCGUUAUUCUCCCGGAUCAGGUUCUGAUUUUCCUCAAAUACCCUGCAUCCUUUCGCUUUUAUACCAAAGGUGACAUUCACUGUGUUUACCUCUCGGCUGACUCGUCCCGCUAUGAGCCUCGGCUAACUCAAACGCCAAUUCAAAUCCACCUGGCUCAGCUCCACGAACAAAUCUUGCGGUGCCCGCUCCCUCCACAUGGCCACACGACAUCCCUCAUCAUAAAAUCCAACGGUCCACUUCAAAACUCAACGACCCACAAGUGGGAUCCACUUGCCUACGAAGCCCUCUUUGAUCACGACAACACCACCAUCGUGUUCGUGAAGGGGCUCAACCUCCGUCCUGAGAGACUCGCUGAUCCUUCCAGGUUUCAGUGCGUGUACGGUUGGGAUUUCAAGAACCCAAAGUUCUUGCUAAAAUCUGAUGUAGUUACUGUUGCACAAGAGAUUGUAAGGUGUAAGACACCUUUAAGUAUUUUAAGCGACCAAACCAAAACACUAUCUCAUACAAAAGCCCAUCCUGUCAAGGUAUCUGUUCAAGUAAGAGGCAGAGGAAUAUUUCCCUCCAUAGCAAGACCUGGGUUUAGUACGCUGCAUAACCCACCUAAGAAGGCCCAUGAAAUAUGUGUGUGCACCAUGCUCCGUAACCAGGCCCGGUUCAUGACAGAGUGGGUAAUGUACCACGCCAAAAUCGGAGUCCAGCGUUGGUUCAUCUACGACAACAACAGCGACGAUGAGAUAGAAAACGUGAUCACGUCCCUACAAGGUGUUGGCUACAACAUCACGUGGCACCUGUGGCCUUGGGUUAAGACCCAAGAAGCUGGGUUUGCUCAUUGCGCCUUACGCGCUCGAGCUUCGUGUGAGUGGGUUGGGUUUAUUGAUGUGGACGAGUUUUUCCAUGUGAAGGUAAAUGGGGGUUUGCACCGAGUGAUCAAGCACUAUGUAAGGCCCGGGAGCAAUGUGGCUGAGAUUAGGACACCGUGCUACAGUUUUGGGCCUUCGGGUCUCAAGGAAGUGCCGCGAGAAGGGGUGAUGGUAGGGUACACAUGUCGGUUAGCAGCACGUGAGAGGCACAAGAGUAUUGUCCGCCCCGAGGCGUUGAAUCAAACCUUAAUCAAUGUCGUGCACCAUUUUCAUCUAAGUGCACCGUUUGUGGCCGUUGAUGUAGAGAAAGGUGUAAUGGUGAUUAACCAUUACAAAUAUCAAGUUUGGGAAGUGUUCAAGGAGAAGUUCUAUAGGAGGGUAGCAACUUAUGUGGCAGAUUGGCAAGAAGAGCAAAAUGUGGGGUCCAAGGAUAGGGUUCCCGGUCUAGGGACCAGAGCAGUCAAACCAGAAGAUUGGUCGAGCCGGUUUUGUGAAGUUAGGGACAUGGGGUUGAGGAAUUGGGCAGUGAGGAACUUUUUGGACCGGCGCACCCACCUUUUCCCGUGGCAACCAGAAUUCGAGCUUCAUCAUAAAAGAAAGCGGAGGCGAAAAGGAAAAAAACUAUCUUAUGAUGUGAUCAAUUUCUAACCUAAUGUUUUUCUCUGUCUUUGAGUUUUUGUUCAUCCUCUUUUGAUUUGGCUCAUCCGAGGGUAAUGUACAAUAGUGUAGAGAUGACCUAGUUGUUCUUUUUAUUAUUUAUUUCUAUCUUGUACAUAAAUGUAAGUUGAUGACAUUGUUUCAUGAAAAAAAAAUCAAUGUAAUUCCACUAAAUAUUGUUAGAAUUAUA
Messenger RNA from Lotus japonicus, 2040 nucleotides. Its product is annotated as glycosyltransferase family 92 protein RCOM_0530710-like. The coding region runs from base 102 to 1841 and encodes 579 amino acids. Lineage: Eukaryota; Viridiplantae; Streptophyta; Magnoliopsida; Fabales; Fabaceae. The record is from RefSeq and is a predicted model, not a curated record. The transcript has a single exon.